GGUAGACUAAGCGACCUGUUGGAUGGGUGUGUGAUUCAUACUUGAUCGAUCAACAUCUCUUCUUCGUUAUUUAAACAGGAUUAAUGAUUUAGUGCAAGAUGUCUGAAAAGCCGAUUCGUGUUGGCCAGCGUGUAGAAGUCAACGGCAAAGACUCCUUAGGGACGGUAGCCUUCGUCGGCAGCACACAUUUCUCGCAGGGAAAGUGGGUAGGCGUCGUACUAGAUGAAAAGAAGGGCAAGAACAACGGCUCGGUGCAGGGAAAGUCGUACUUCCAGUGUGAUGAUGGUUUUGGUAUAUUUGUACGGCAGAGUCAGUUAGUCCCCUUAGACACAGAGGAAGAGGGUGAGGAUGGCUCUGCCGAGACCACUCCCUCUGCCUCUUCCUCUGCAACAACACCGGCCAGUGACAAACCCAAGUCCAGGUUACCUAUGUUUGGUAAAUUGCAGCAGCCCCGAGCGUUUGGGUCAACCAUUCCAACCCCUCCAGGUUCAUCCCAUCUUGCUAGAACCCCCUCCCUCACCAGUGUGUCCUCCUCCCCUUCCCUCUCUCCCCUUACAAAGACUCCAUCCCAGACCUCCCUUCGGUCAUCCAAGACUGACAUCAGUAAACUCCAAGGGUCGAAAUCCGACCUGACCAAAUCAGAGUCCCUUAGCAAUGUAUCAAGAGUUACCCCAAAACUUGACUUGUCAAAGGUUUCGUCCAAAAUUGAUUGUGGUGAUAAAUCCCUUUUAAAGCGCCCCCCCUCUGUGUCCUCAAUUGAUUCUAUGGAUGGGGGGACAGUUAGCCCUCGAGGCCCACCCUCCAAGGCUAUUGGCACCACCCCAUUCCGUAAGCCCAUUGCACCCACCCCAUUGAAGUCCAGCACAAGGAAGAGCGAUCCACAGGCCAAGUUGCCCAUUGGCAGCGCGGGUAAAAGUGGGGCUUCCCGUGACGAGAGGACCCCAAGCAAGGAAUCGUCACCACGGUCCGACAUGAAGAAGACCUCAUCGUUUGUUGAAGGGUGGUGGGUUAACACAGCAUGGACAGGUUUAGGAGAUAUGGAUAUAAUUGCUGAUUAA
Penaeus indicus is the source of this 1058-nucleotide messenger RNA. RefSeq names its product dynactin subunit 1-like. The transcript is spliced from 7 exons. Bases 99 to 1058 code for a protein of 319 amino acids. Gene Ontology annotation, cellular component: axon; kinetochore; microtubule plus-end. The record is from RefSeq and is a predicted model, not a curated record. NCBI's taxonomy places the organism in Eukaryota, Metazoa, Arthropoda, Malacostraca, Decapoda, Penaeidae. Gene Ontology annotation, molecular function: microtubule plus-end binding. Gene Ontology annotation, biological process: establishment of mitotic spindle orientation; nuclear migration; cytoplasmic microtubule organization.